UAUCCUCUUCACCACUAGCCGUCCGGGUGAUGGGUCACACACUGUUGGCAGUACUGGGCUGUACCAGCUCCUGAACCAGCUCCAGUGUUGGUCAAGUCUUGUCACACUCGGUGCCGUCACAACACUCUCUGGUAGAUUGUUCCAACAGUUUACAACUCGCACUCAGUAAAAGUUUGUCCCUCACAGUUUUCUGGCCUUGACCUGUGACCCCUUGUGGGGCGAGCGUCCACCAGCUCCAAAAUCACCAAUGCUGUGCACUGUGCUUCUAUGAGUCAAGAGAAUAGAGAUAAGAAAUAAGGUCACAGAAUCUGGUUUCCUGUUAUGAGUUAAUAGCCUCAAUAACAGAAAAUAUAUUAGGGAGAUUUAAAAGAACUUGAGACUCUAGGCAAAAACGUGGUAGGAGCUCCAUAGAUAUUAAUUUAUUUACCAUCAACAACAAUGCCACCAGAAAAACCCCCCACCAACUCGCAAACACCGGACAGGAAGAAAGACGAAUCGACAUUCAAGACGCCUAACAAGACCCCAAGCAAGGACUUAGACACGAACACCAAAAUCCACCAAUCACAGAGAAGAGUGAGAGAGAAACAAGAGAUCCUGAGGAAAUUAAAGCUCGUCAAGAUGUAUCGGACUAAGUGGGAGACGCAGUCGUUGGACAAGGUUACGACCCGGUGGUUACGAGCUUGUCAGGAAGCAUUGGAGGAUCUCAGAGUGAAAGUUAGAGAGAGGAAUAUAAUUGACACUGGAGAGGUGGAACUAACUCUUCGAUCCCUAGUCGGUCAUCUUGGUAUCGAUCCACAGGUUGUUCAGUUGGAUCAGACAGAGGAUUGUUUCGACACUUCCAACCGUGACAAAGGUUUUAUAGGUUUUCCAGACCAGGAGACACCCGGUAACUGAGUGUGGAUACGUCGGAGUAGAACACAGAGCCGUGAACUGAAUCGCAGAGGGGACAUACAUAACACACUGCAAAUCGAACGACAGUAUGUAUAGCAUCAGCUCUGGAUGUAAGAGCCAUAUUACCCAUAAGAGCCAUAUUAGCCAUAUUUUAAGCUACAGAUGUUAUACACUAAUGAACAAUGUGUUAAGAGUGAAUAAUAAGAGACUGGAAAUUGAUCGAUAGGUUAGGUUAGGUUAGGUUAGGUUGGGAGAUGAGUGUCGGAGAGUUGAAUGGAAAGUUGACUAGGAUUUGAUAGGUUGAGAUGGAUAGAUGGAAAUAGGGAAGCAAGACUAAAAUAAGAAGAAAUGGAAGAAAAUUUUUAAAAUAAUCAUCAUAAGAAUUUCAGAUGAAUUAUUAUACAUGAUUUUGAAUGAUAUCUGCCCACCCAUAGUCUAUACUGGGUAUCACUGUAUGUAUGUAUGUAUGUCUGUCUCAAUAAAAACACACAGGAAAAGGGAAACGUAUGUAAUGAUGUAAUGUAUGUAUGUAUGUAUGUAUAUAUGUAUGUAUGUAUGUAUGUAUGUAUGUAUGUAUAGGGCUUUAAACACACACAAUGACAAACAUGGAUAAAGAAAGUUGAAUCAAUAAAUAUAUGUAUAAGUUUACUGAAUUUUCAAAUAAAAAAAUUAUAAUUA
This is a messenger RNA of Homarus americanus (American lobster), 1569 nucleotides long. Its product is annotated as swi5-dependent recombination DNA repair protein 1 homolog. The record is from RefSeq and is a predicted model, not a curated record. Gene Ontology annotation, cellular component: Swi5-Sfr1 complex. The transcript has 3 exons. Gene Ontology annotation, biological process: double-strand break repair via homologous recombination; positive regulation of DNA-templated transcription. NCBI's taxonomy places the organism in Eukaryota, Metazoa, Arthropoda, Malacostraca, Decapoda, Nephropidae. Bases 439 to 894 code for a protein of 151 amino acids.